Messenger RNA from Aspergillus brunneoviolaceus CBS 621.78, 1015 nucleotides. RefSeq lists its product as uncharacterized. The record is from RefSeq and is a predicted model, not a curated record. The coding region runs from base 347 to 649 and encodes 100 amino acids. The transcript has a single exon. NCBI's taxonomy places the organism in Eukaryota, Fungi, Ascomycota, Eurotiomycetes, Eurotiales, Aspergillaceae.
AGCCCAUGGACACUGGCAAGGACGGCGAGCAGCCCAAGAAGACCCGCAAGGUCAAGAAGCAGGUUCGCAAGGGUGAUCUGCCCAUCUCCUCCGGUACCACUGGCAUCGACGAGUCGCUCAAGAACACCUGGACUGAGCGUGAGAAUGCCAUGUACAUGGAGGACAAGUUGAUCGCCGAGACCGACGAGAAGAAGAACGAGCUCGAGGCCAGCAUCUAUGAGCUCCGCGACAAGAUCGACGGUGUCUUCUCCGAGUUCGCCAGCGAGGAGGAGAAGGAGAAGCUGCGUGCCAAGCUCAUGGACACUGAGGUUAGUUCCACAUUCCGCUCAUCUUUUGUUUUGUCAACAUGCUAAUUCGUCAACAGGACUGGCUCUACGAUGAGGGUGAGGACACUACCAAGUCCGUCUACGUGGCCAAGAUGGAUGAGAUCCGCUUCAUUGCCGGUCCCAUCAUCCAGCGCCACCGCGAGAAGGCCGAGGCCGAGCGCCAGGCCGUCCUGCAGGCCCAGGAGGAGGCGGCCGCUAAGAAGCGGGCCGAGGCCGAGGCUCAGCGCAAGGCUGAGGAGGAGGCCAAGAAGGCCGAGGAGAAGGCUGAUGAUACGGAGAUGAAGGAUGCCCCGGCUGAGGGCGAGGCCAAGGCUCAGGAGUAAAUGUCCUUCUUGGUGGUUGAGCCACUGGCCUAGCGGUGUGGCAGGUGCAGUGCGCUGGAAUGUGGUCACGAAUCAAUACAAAUAUCUUGAUCCCCCGUGUUAUUUCCUUUAUUUGUGAUUCUUCUUAUUUUUUUUUGUGCAUCGCCGAGAACCGGCUGGCUUUCCUGAUGUAAAAACGACUCCGAGCCACUUCUGUUCUGCCCUUGUCUUGUCUUUCCCUGUUCGGAUCGCUUUCAGAGCGGUGCUGUUGCCGGUGAGCGGGACAUGGGAGGCAGAAGAAAGGAUAAAAGACAUAGAUACGAUAUGGACCUUUUCGAUAGACGUUUCAGGCAACGGUAUAUGACUGGUUAAUUACUACUGGAGGUC